Messenger RNA from Hyaloscypha bicolor E, 270 nucleotides. RefSeq lists its product as uncharacterized. The record is from RefSeq and is a predicted model, not a curated record. NCBI's taxonomy places the organism in Eukaryota, Fungi, Ascomycota, Leotiomycetes, Helotiales, Hyaloscyphaceae. The transcript is spliced from 2 exons. The annotation marks the transcript as partial.
GCCUCUAUAAUUAAGUUAAUUAAGCCUAAUAUAAGAUAUAUAACUGGGUUUAUAACUAUAAGCUAUAUCUAUUUUACGGUUCCGAUUCGCUAUACUAUUAAAGGUACUUAUAAAGAAGCCAGGCCCGGUAGGCUAAAACCUAAUAUACUUUUAUAUAGCGAGCCUUAUCUAGAUAAUAAAGAGAUUCUAGAAACUACUAAAUAUAAUUUGAGAAUAUAUCCGGAGUUAGUAUUAAUUAUUAGUAUAAAGCUACGGAUUUCUAGCGCUUAA